Molecule: messenger RNA, 1569 nt
Organism: Microtus ochrogaster (prairie vole)
Lineage: Eukaryota; Metazoa; Chordata; Mammalia; Rodentia; Cricetidae
Gene: Nrxn1
Product: neurexin-1-beta-like
Exons: 3
Coding region: 1099-1569 (156 amino acids)
Source: RefSeq, a predicted model, not a curated record
UGGGUGAUUCAGACAGAGGGAUCACCUGGUUGAGGGAGAGCGUUGCUUUUUAGGUGUUUCCCGCAUCGCAGUCCACGUGGCCCUGUGAUGUGUGGAGAAUGCCAGGGAGAGGCCGGCGAUUUUUGCGGGAAGCUAGACCAGCCUCCCUCGUUACAUAGGCUCUUCCUCUGCAUUGCAUCCGAGCCUCGGUGAUUUGCUGUUUGGAGACUGCAGAUUUGCAUAGAGCCCCUAGCUUCACCAGCGUGUGUGUUUUUCAGUUCUUUUAUUUAUUUUUUCUUUUUAAUUUUUUUCUUUUUUGUUUUUUAAAAAUAUUUUUUUUUCUUCUUCCGCCCCUUCAUUUGCUCCUGUUUUUUCUCUGCUCGCCUUCCCCAGUUCGAUCCCCGCUGUCUUUACAAGGGUGCCCUCUUCCCUCUGAACCCUUCGCCCGGCGUAAGUGUCAGGAGGCGGCGGACUCGGAGAUUGCCUCUGGAGCAGGCGAUGCGCGCCGCUGCUCUGCGCGCUGCCCGGGGGAGGCUGGCGCGAGCCGGAGAGCGGGCCGGGGCUGAAUGGAGAGAAGGGGUGCCUUUCGUCCAUGGGGUCUGCUUCUCUCCUGAAAGGAGGCUGGACCGGCGAAGUGGCCUCCCCAUUCCCCACGCACAAUGCUAAAUGGAUUUACCUAGUGGAUUCCCGGUGGAUGGCUGUCAUGUAGAAGUGAGGACCCUCCGGGAGGAGCUUUAAACAAUUUCCCGGCUCCCCACCCACCGGCACACACUCUCGCCCGAAACUCUUGGGGAGUAUAUCUGGAGAACCUGGAGCAUUGCAAACCUGGGAGCAGCCACCCUCUCUGCGCUUGCUAUUCACCGGGGCUGCCUUUCCGGACAAGUCCCUCGCCAGCUGCAUCCGCCUCGGCUAUGUUUCGGAUUGUUUUGGGUGCAGGGAACAGCAGACUCCAGGACCCCGAGAAGACUGUCCAAAGGAGGGAGAGGAUGGGUGCCAUGGCGCGGUGAGGCGGCCGGCCCCGUAGCCCGCCGCGAUCCGACGGAUCCCCGGCUUCCUCUCCUCUUCUUGCGCCCCAAACUUUGCCUCCCGCGGAGGCUGCCCCUUGGCGGGCGCCCCGCCAUGUACCAGAGGAUGCUCCGGUGCGGAGUCGAGCUGGGAUCGCCCGGGGGCGGCAGUGGCGGCGGCGCAGGGGGGCGCCUGGCCCUCCUCUGGAUAGUCCCGCUCACCCUCAGCGGCCUCCUAGGAGUGGCCUGGGGGGCGUCCAGUUUGGGAGCGCACCACAUCCACCAUUUCCAUGGCAGCAGCAAGCAUCAUUCAGUGCCUAUUGCAAUCUACAGGUCACCAGCAUCCUUGCGAGGCGGACACGCUGGCACAACGUAUAUCUUUAGCAAAGGUGGUGGACAGAUCACGUAUAAGUGGCCUCCUAAUGACCGGCCCAGCACACGAGCAGACAGGCUGGCCAUAGGGUUUAGCACUGUUCAGAAGGAAGCAGUGUUGGUGCGAGUGGACAGUUCCUCAGGCUUGGGUGACUACCUUGAACUGCACAUAAUUUCCAGCAUUUCCAAUAAGCCAGCUGAAAUUUCACCUUGA